CUCUCUCUUUUUAUCUCUUGUGUGUCUCUGCCUAUCUUCCUCACCAGUGUCAUUUUGAAGUCCGUCCAUGUGGCUUUAUUUAACUAGCACGUUCAUCGCAACUAGAGAGGAAAGGGAUAAAGGGAAAACAGGAGAAAAACAACUCGACAUAAUAACCACAUGGGCAGAACAUUUAGUACCCUGGAUAUGAGAUGAGAAGGGCGGGUUUAAACUAGGAGGAAUGACCAAGUGACCGAAAUUUCAGCGGGUCAUCGGCCGUUUCGGGAAAGGAACAAAAAAGGAGCGCGAGGAAAUUGUUAACCUGUGAUGCCCACACGCAGAAAUGACCACUGAUCAGGAUAUGACUAUCGAUGGCCAGCCAGCCACAGCCAUGUUUGCUGCAAAGGGCAUUGAUGUGACACCUAGUAAAGACCAAGGAGUCAUCAAGGUUGUAAACCGUCAGGGGCUCGAUGGAGAGCGGCCAAUGAUUGGAGACAGAGUGGUCGUCCACUACACCGGAAAGCUGCUCACUGGGAAGAAGUUUGACAGCAGUCGAGAUCGCAAAGAACCUUUUUUCUUCAAUGUGGGCAAAGGACAAGUCCUCAAGGCCUGGGAUAUUGCUGUGUUGUCCAUGCAGAGAGGUGAGGUGUGCACGUUCCUGUGUAAACCAGAGUACGCUUAUGGAUCUGCUGGAAAUCCUAACAAAAUUCCUCCUAAGUCUUCAGUAGUGUUUGAGAUGGAGCUACUAACGUUUGAAGGAGAGGUUCUCACGGACGAUUCCGGUAUCAUAAGAAGAAUAAAGGUCAAAGGUGACGGUUACACUAAUCCCAAUGAUGGAGCAUGUGUUGAAGUGCACCUAGAGGGAAAGUGUGGUGAUCGACUGUUUGACUGCAGGGAUGUCAGCUUUAAGGUUGGUGAGGCUGAAGAUAAAGGCGUUCCUUUCGGAGUGGACCGAGCCAUGGACAAGAUGCAAAAAGGAGAGUGCUGUUUACUUUACUUAAAACCAAAGUAUGGCUUUGGAAACAGAGGUAAACCCGAAUACAAAAUUGGACCAGACAAAGACAUCAUAUACGAAGUUACCCUAAAAAACUUUCAAAGGGCCAAAGAAUCAUGGGAAAUGGACUUGCCUGAAAAGCUAAAUUUGGCUGUUGGAGUUAAGCAUAAAGGGAAUCAGUAUUUUAAGGCGGGGCUGUACUCCCAGGCAGUCAUCCAGUACCAGCGUAUCGUUUCCUGGCUAGAGAUGGAGUGUGGUUCUGGGUUGGAUCAGCAUAAAAAGAUACAGAAUUUUAUGUUGACAUCACACCUCAACUUAGCGUUGUGUUUCCUGCGUAUAAAAGAGUACUCACAAGUUAUAGAACACUGCAACAAGGCGAUUGAGCUUGAUGAUAACAAUGAGAAGGCUUUGUAUCGUCGAGGGGAGGCCCGUCUCCUUCGUAAUGAAUUCAGCCUUGCCAUGGAAGACUUUCAGCUUGUGCUGCAAGUCAACCCCUCAAAUCGAGCGGCCCGUGCUCAUAUUUCCAUCUGCCAGAGCAAGAUUAAGGAACAUCAUGAACAGGACAAGAUGACCUACGCCAAUAUGUUCCAGAAAUUUGCAGAACGGGACGCCAAGGUUGAGAAGACUAAGAGGAGGCGGGAUGAGAGUGCAAGAAGCUGCAUGAAUGGUGAAUUGGGCAUCAAGCGGCGGCGAAGGAGUCAGGACUGUCCAUCGUAAAAGUGACAUUUGAAAGGGCAAAAGAGAAAGACAUGUCUUCAUUUGCUUUCUAAGCCAAGGGAGUAGAGGCAUGAAUGAAGUCGUAUAAAAGCUUCUAAUCCAUACCUCUUUUCCCAAAAUCCAACGUUACCAUUCCUGCGCAUACUGUAAAGCAGAGUGAAAGCAGAGACGUUUGCAAGCCAAACAGCAUUUGCCUUCCCAUUCUGACGAAUGCUAGGCAUACCUCUCUGUGGAAUUAGUCCUGGAGAAUUAGUGCGGUAACAUUGUUAAAUACUUCUGGCCCCCACCUUUUAUUUAAAAAAAUGUAGUUUAUUUAAAAAAAAAAAAGGAUUUCCAUUGUAUUUGUCAUUAGGCUACUGUGUAAAGUCCACAUGUGCCUCCACAGUGUGUUUCCAAUUCCCAAACUGUACGUGCUGGUUUUCAGACCUCUGGCUUGUAUUUGUUAUUAAGCCUUUUCUUGGGCAGCUGCAUGCAUGCAUCACAUGGUGUUUAGGAUUCAGACUUGACAUUUUUCUAAAUGUGCAAUAUGUAUUUUGGAUAAAAGGUGUAAGGUGUCCCAUCAGCUCAGUGGAAUUUGAAACCGUUCUGUUCAUUGGUUCA
Etheostoma cragini (Arkansas darter) is the source of this 2290-nucleotide messenger RNA. It is a transcript of the gene fkbp5, whose product is annotated as FKBP prolyl isomerase 5. The record is from RefSeq and is a predicted model, not a curated record. The transcript is spliced from 11 exons. NCBI's taxonomy places the organism in Eukaryota, Metazoa, Chordata, Actinopteri, Perciformes, Percidae. Gene Ontology annotation, molecular function: protein binding; peptidyl-prolyl cis-trans isomerase activity. Bases 323 to 1690 code for a protein of 455 amino acids.